AUGUCUCCAUAUGAUCAAUGUUCAACUAAUAUUGAUUGCGGAUGUCUUCCUUUAACAAUAUCUAAUGAUAGUGGUCUUUGUGGUUUUCUUCGGAUUAAAUGUUCUCAUUUAAAACCAUGUGAAAUGCCAGAUGAUUACUGUAAAAAUCUUGAUCAUGUAUGUGUUCAUUAUCCUCGAUGUCAUUAUGUUUCUGUUUGUUAUCCACUAUCAAUGAUCGAUCAACGAAUCUGUCCACCAAAAAUAACUUCACCGUUAUCACCAAAACCUAAAGGUAACAUUUGUUCAACAGCAACAUGGGCUCAACAUGGUAUCACAAUAAUUGGUGGCACCAGUUACGAAGGUCCAUCUGUCGAUCUUGAUUUUCCUCAAGGAAUGUUUAUCGAUGAAAAUCAAACAAUUUAUAUAGCAGAUACUGGCAAUCAUCGAGUUAUUAAAUGGAAACAAGAUGCUUCAAGUGUUGAAAUAAUAACAGAUGGGAAUGAUAAAGAAAAUAUUAAUACAUGUGGAUCGAGUAAGCCGUUUGAUGUCGUUGUUGAUAAAAAUGGAACAAUUUACAUUGCUUACCUAACAAUUAAUCAAGUUCAAAAAUGGAUUCGAGGUGCUGACAGAGGUGAAACAAUGAUUAAUAUACAUAGUCCACUUAGUAUAGCAAUAGAUAAUGAAGAAUCAAUUUAUGUAUCUUCUAUGUCUUCAUCAAAACUGAAGAAAUAUCGUAAAGGUGUAACCUAUGGUCAAGUACUCAUGUCUGGUGAAGUAGGACCUUUCCCAUUGACUGUUGAUCGACAUAGAUCUGUUUAUAUGGUUGAUAUGUACCAUGAUCGAAUAUUAAAGAUAGACGAAGGAAAAAGAACUAUCUCGGUUGUAGUCGAUGGAUCAGAACAUAGUGGUACACAUCGAUUAUCAAAACCACACUCAAUUGCUGUUGACGAGUCAGGUGCUCUCUAUAUCACUGAGUGGGGCAAUCAUCGAAUUACACGAUGGCUACCAGGAUCAACAAAUGGCAUUGUGAUUGUUGGUGAUCGUGGUUCAGGUUCCCAUUCGAAUCAACUUCACAAUCCCACUGACUUAGGAUUUGAUAGUGAGGGAAAUCUUUAUGUUGUCGAUGGUAAGAAUGGAAGAAUACAAAAAUUUCUUAUUGAUAACAGUUCCUGUCAAUAA
This is a messenger RNA of Rotaria sp. Silwood1, 1158 nucleotides long. Lineage: Eukaryota; Metazoa; Rotifera; Eurotatoria; Philodinida; Philodinidae. The record is from the annotation of a GenBank genome assembly.